AUGACUACAAACAAUAAUGUACUUCCUUCUUCAGCUAUUGUAGAAGUAGCUUCACCAUUUCAACAAAUACAUUUCUUACUUUUGGCACGAGGUCCGAAAUAUGUUCCAAAAUGUCAAAGUUACUUUAGAUUUCGUACGAUUGAAGAUAUUAUUAUUCGAGAAUAUAAUAGAAUGUCAACAAUUAUCAUGAAAUAUUUAACAGAUAAUUGUGUAUCAGCAUCAGACGAACGAGCAAAAUCAUUCUUCAUUUCGUUGAAAAAUCUUCUUACGAAUCUGUACAUAACCAAAUUAUCUCCAAAAUUAUUUCAUUAUUCUCGACAAGAAUAUAUGUUGACUAAAGAUAUUCAACGUAAAUUGUAUUUAACACGUCAACAAAUUAUCUUACGAAGAACUGAUAAGAGUAAAGUAUUUCAUUUAGGUUCAUAUGAUGAUUAUGAACAGAAAGCAUCUAAUUAUAUGAUCAAAACUUGUGCUUACGAAGAAGUCAUCGAUGGAAAAUGUCCAUUAUCUGAUAAUUUAUCUUCAGUAAUGGACUUACUUGAUAAACUAUUGAAAAGAAAAGCUAUUAAUGUUAAACAACGGUCUACAAUGAUACCUAAUAGAAAUAAAGUUGAAUUAGGACAUCUUUAUUUCUUGCCUAAACCACAUAAAGUAAGAUCAUAA
Messenger RNA from Adineta steineri, 663 nucleotides. Lineage: Eukaryota; Metazoa; Rotifera; Eurotatoria; Adinetida; Adinetidae. The record is from the annotation of a GenBank genome assembly.